Molecule: messenger RNA, 894 nt
Organism: Fulvia fulva
Lineage: Eukaryota; Fungi; Ascomycota; Dothideomycetes; Mycosphaerellales; Mycosphaerellaceae
Exons: 1
Coding region: 1-894 (297 amino acids)
Source: RefSeq, a predicted model, not a curated record
AUGCAAAACAUCUGUAACGGCAAGAGCUGCUUCCUGGCACAGCUGCAGCCACUCAGUGAUGACCAGGACUGCUGCAUCUGCUACGAACACGUGAUUCUGCCAUUCACGACGCCCUGCGGCCACACAUUUUGUCGCAAAUGUCUUCAUCAAUGGACGGUCGACGCUCCUACUUGUCCUACGUGUCGAACAAUCUUGUACUUGCUGCCCGAUGCUGAGGAUUAUCUCUCCGCCGCUCAUGAUGAUGACGGUCUCGAUGACUUCGUUGUUUCGGACCGCGAAGCUGGUUACGAGAGCGAUAGUACUGAUGGCGAAGACGGCGAGCGGAUAAAUGGAGCUACAGCUCGCAGACUGGCCGCUGACACUGGCCUUAUCACCACCACCUUCGCCACCAACCACGACAAAAUCAUCGACCACCUCACUGAACUGUACCAGCGCAACGACAGAAACCUCGACUACAACCCAGUCGAAAGUGACGAACUCGUCAAGCUCAACUAUCAAUCCCAAAUCGACGCCUGCAUCGCCACCCUGCUCUACCUCAAACCUCACCGUGGCGAUGCUCAUACUCUGAGGGAUGUAUGCCAUCGCGACUGGGAGAAGAUCGCAGAAAUAUUCCACAACGUCCUCCGGCGUGAAGACGGGGAGGUCAUGGAAGCAAGAGAAUUGUACUGGGAGCUCUUCGAUGAGGUCGCGGAUUAUGAGCUCAUUCCGGAGUUCUCUGAGUAUUCGCAGGAUGUCAUGCGGGCUCACAGUGCAAGGGGCGGUGACUGUUUUGGGGGUGACUUCUACGAAUUUACUGCGAGGGUGGUCAAGAUUGCGAGGGAUGCGUAUCUGGAGAGUGUUGAAGAUGAUGAGUUUGGGUUGUACAUGCAGGCCUUUCAAAAUUGGGUAGUAUAG